Dacryopinax primogenitus is the source of this 2526-nucleotide messenger RNA. RefSeq lists its product as uncharacterized. Lineage: Eukaryota; Fungi; Basidiomycota; Dacrymycetes; Dacrymycetales; Dacrymycetaceae. Gene Ontology annotation, biological process: siderophore biosynthetic process. The record is from RefSeq and is a predicted model, not a curated record. Bases 1 to 1881 code for a protein of 626 amino acids. The transcript is spliced from 4 exons.
AUGCAGCCACUCUCCUCCUUCACCCUCACCAACCUCCAGUGGGCAAACCAUGCAGUCGCAUCACGCAUCAUCACCUGCAUCGUCCUCGAAUCCCUCCUCCAAGCGCUCUUCGUUCCUUCAGAACACCCGGAGAAGGAUGGAUUCGUCGGCCUCUGUGUCCUCCUCGGGCCCAAUAGCAAGGUGCAUGCAGACGGCAACGCCCUUGCCUUGGGGCACAAGGAUGUCUACGCCAUCGUCCCCCUCCGCUCCCUCCCCGUCCUCAGCCCCAAGAGUCAGGAACUCCCAGUGAGGAGGAUCCUCCUCAUCGACCCGCUCGAGAUGUUCCCCUACGUGUACACCUUCCAGCCCCAAAUUGCAGACACGGGCGACGCGGCAAAGCUCGGUCACAAAGUGCUCGACUGCCUCCAAGCCAGCAUCCGAACCUCAGUUGACAACGAGGUCCUCGAUCAUCUCACCGCUGUCCAGCUGUGGGAAAAGUUCGCCCUCAUGGCCCAUGUCGAGGCCGACAUUGCCGAGGAGCUUGCGGAAGAGUUUGGGAGCUCUGUCGAAUGGCAGGCUUAUUCUUAUGACCAUCCGGCGGUGAUACCUACCCUGCAGUCGCCGAGUAUCAAGUGGGAGCAGACGAUUCUCGAGGGUCAUCCCACUCACCCGAUGAACAAGGCGAGGAAAUCGCUUCCUCCCAUGCCUGUCAUUACCCCUGGCUCGUACGACUUCCUUAACCCAACGAUCCGGAUCAUGCGCGUCCCAAGACGGAAUCUCAAGUUGCGCGGCGAAUUCGAGAACAUCUUCGAGCCCAUGGUCCAGGCUGCGGAGAAGAACGCGGGCCAGACGCUCACCCGCACGUCAAACUUCGUUCUCAUGCCAGUUCACGAGCUGCAGCUCCCAAAUAUCAAAGAGAAGUUCCCGGAGAACGAGGUGCUCGGAGAGGAGUUCUCGGUCAAGGCCGAGUCGCUUACCUCUACUCGCUCGGUGCUCAUCCCCGAGGUGCUGAGGAAACACUCCCUCAAGCUUUGCGUCAGUAUGAAGAUCUCAUCCGCCCUGCGCACCGUCACCCCCUGGACGUGCUUCGUCGGCAACGAGUUCACGCACAACAUCCUCCCUAAGUUGCAUUACGACCGCACAGCGCUUGUCGUCGAAGGCGAGGUUGCAAGUGCCGUCUCAAACAACCCAGACUUUAGCAUUGCGAAGCACUGCUCUACCGUCGUGCGCGAGAGCUACGAGCUCUACUCAGAAAAGAAGAACGAGCGCGUGAUUGUCUGCACCGCGCUGACGGAGAAAAUCCAAAGGCCAGACACGGACAUCACCCAGGCCGAACACGUGUUCGGUCUGGACACGGACGAAAAGCGUGUCGCAUUCCUGGAUCGGUAUGUCAAGAUCGCUGUUGCUGCGUUCCUCCCCCCGCUCCUGAUCGACGGAGUGGCUUUCGAGGCCCAUGGGCAGAAUACGAUGACCCGGUUUGAUAUGACCACUGGAGAGCUUGUUGGGUUCGCCAUCCGCGAUUUUGGUGGGAUCAAGGUUCAUCAACCUACGCUCGAGCGGUCGAUCGGCCAGAGACUUGCUGUCCUGCCUGACGACGCCGUCGGGACUGAAGACUUGAACGACUGCUUCAAGCUCUUGCACCACACGCUUAUCCAUGUUCAUAUUCACCGGCUCAUCCGUGUUCUGGGAUUGCACGAAGACGGCCGUGGAUGGGCCAUCGUCCGCAAGUACUUGGACGCAGCGAUCCCUCAGGAUCACGCGCUGCGCAAGGCCUGGCUUAGCGAGGAAGCGGCGUUCGUCCCCGCCAAGUGCUUUAUUAAGAUGAAGAUGACGGAGCUGUAUCGCGACUACAUCUACUCCCCGAUUCCGAACUUGAUCCAAUACAAGCCUCAGGAGGCGUGAAUUUCCCCCGCAGGCCGAACAGACCGAGUCGAAGGCGGAUUUUCUUUCUUUCUCUCUCUUUCUUUUUUGGCAUAGCGGGUUUGAGCACAACUCUGAGAGAUGCGAGGCGAUACCAAAAUCAAUUGCAUUGUGAAACAUGUAGGGAAUAGGAAUACUGGCUCGGGCGCCAAGAGACGCGAGGGUUACCAAUCAAUAUUAUCAUGGGCUGCAUUCAUAUCGCGUCUUUGGAUCGUAUGGAUUUCGAUGUGAGGGGCUGUUGAUCCCUGGAGGGUAGGAGUUGCCAAGAUAUCAGAAACGUGUGAGAUGCGAGUAGAUUAAGUGAAUACGCACGUUCGAGGACAAAAAGCGGAUGGAUCUACAGUUCCUGAGACGGUAGCCAUCGGUAGUAUAUAAUACACGAGCCAGAAGGCGGUUCCAUGCAACGAGGCCUAGAGCGGCAAGUGUAUCGUCAGAAUCGAGACUGUGGUUUCCAUUGCGGAUGGACGACAUGCUCGGAAUCUUCAUUUCCCACGCAAAUAACAUUGGACGUAUAAAUGGACAAGCCUCAUGUUGGACCACAGGUUCCGGUGGGAAGCAAUAAGCAUCCAAUCUGCUGCACCGGCGCUUUAACGAGGUCGUGCUAUAUACACGGCGCCCAUGAGUUCC